Messenger RNA from Metarhizium acridum CQMa 102, 1470 nucleotides. RefSeq lists its product as uncharacterized. Gene Ontology annotation, biological process: transmembrane transport. NCBI's taxonomy places the organism in Eukaryota, Fungi, Ascomycota, Sordariomycetes, Hypocreales, Clavicipitaceae. Gene Ontology annotation, cellular component: membrane. The record is from RefSeq and is a predicted model, not a curated record. Gene Ontology annotation, molecular function: transmembrane transporter activity.
AUGUCCAAGAUGCGGGUGGAAAAGGCGGUUGUCGAGGACAGCUCGUCCGCCGAGCAAGGGAACCCAGAGGGGCGACAAUGGGAUUCAAAACUAGAGAAGCAAGCACGGUGGAAAGUCGACUGCUCCGUCCUGGCUCUCCUUUUCCUCGGCCUCCUAGUCUUUCAACUCGACCGCAUGAACCUGGCCAGCGCCCUCACAGCGGGUUUCGCCAAAGACAUCAACAUCAGCCAAGACACGAUCAACCUCGGCAACCAGCUCAUGUUCAUGGGAAUUGUCCUUUUCGAAAUCCCGUGCAAUGUGGCCCUACAACGAUUUGGACCGCGAAAGUGGAUGUCCGCCCAGGUAUUCAUGUUUGGCCUCGUGGCAACCAUGCAAGUCUUCCUUCGUGGCCGCACCGGCUUCUUGCUGGUCCGGCUCAUUCUUGGCCUGAGCGAAGCGGGAUAUAUCCCCGGGGCCGUGUACACCUUGUCAACCUGGUACCGCAAGCGGGAGCUGUCCCGACGAGUGGCCAUUCUCUUCUUUGGCAUGUUUGGCGGCAAUGCCAUCAGUCCCCUCUUGGCGUCUGGUAUUCUGAAGCUAGACAAUGCCCGUGGCCUUCGUGGUUGGCAAUGGCUUUUCAUGCUUGAAGGGUUGUUCACCGUUUGUGUCUCGUUUCUCUUUCUUUUCUUCCUCCCUGGCUCUCCCGACGAUCCUGGGCCACUCAUAGGCCCUGGGAUUAUUCGCAUUUCCAAAGAUGAACAGGAUGUUCUGCAGAAUCGCAUCGAGGACGACGACGCCGAAAAGCGCCCAGGGGCCCAAGGGCUGGCAAUACCAUGGAAGCUCGUCUGGCGCACUGUCAAGCACUACCGUCGAUGGCCGCACUAUGUGUCGACAUUUGCCGUGUUUUCGACCUGGAGCCCCUUGACGACAUAUACUCCGUCAAUCAUGAUGGCUCUUGGCUUCGACCGCACUGCAGCCAACGCUCUCGCGGCUGUUGGCGCCUCUCUAGCCCUCGUUGUUGUCUUCCUCUUUGCGUACAUGAGCGACAGGACGAAUCUGCGAGGUGGUUCCGUGAUUGCCGCCCACGUCUGCUACCUCGUUGCCUUGGUAGUGGCUCGUCAAGUCCAUCCUCAUGUUGGCAAGUGGUCUCGCUGGGGCUUGUGGACCGCGGUGAACAGCUUCGCCGUUGGCUACCAUCCUGUUCAUAAUUCUUGGGUUCAGCUUAACUGCAGGGAGCCGGGGGAGCGGAGUAUUGCUAUUGCGAUGUGGGUCAUGUCUGCCAUCAGCGGGUUGAUGGUAGGAACUCAAUACUUUCGUGCAGGUGAUGGCCCAUUUUAUCGGGCUGGCCUUCGCACUAUGAUUAUCAUGGUAUCGCUUGGCAUCGUCUUUGCCGCUCUUCAGGAGGCUCUUUACAUCAUACAUAACCGGAGGGUGGCGCAGGGGAAGAAUCGGGGCAGAAAUGGUUUGGCCCCAAUGAUAUAUGUGCCGUAG